Molecule: messenger RNA, 381 nt
Organism: Penicillium hordei
Lineage: Eukaryota; Fungi; Ascomycota; Eurotiomycetes; Eurotiales; Aspergillaceae
Exons: 2
Coding region: 1-381 (126 amino acids)
Biological process (GO): ribosome biogenesis; maturation of SSU-rRNA; mRNA splicing, via spliceosome
Cellular component (GO): nucleolus; small-subunit processome; U4/U6 x U5 tri-snRNP complex
Molecular function (GO): RNA binding
Source: RefSeq, a predicted model, not a curated record
AUGGCCGAAGAUACUAGCGCAGCGUGGCCCAUCGCCGAUGAGGCCCUCGCCCAGAGCCUCCUCGACCUUGUCCAGCAGGCCGCUCACUACCGUCAGCUGAAGAAGGGCGCCAACGAGUGCACCAAGUCCCUCAACCGCGGAACUUCUGAGCUUGUCAUCAUGGCCGCCGAUACCAGCCCCCUCGCUAUUGUCCUUCACUUGCCUCUUUUGGCCGAGGACAAGAACGUUCCCUACGUCUACGUUCCCAGCAAGAUGGCUCUUGGCCGUGCCACCGGUGUCUCUCGCCCCGUCAUCGCUGCCUCUAUCACCACCAACGAGGCCAGUGACCUGACCGCUCAGAUCCGCGCCAUCAAGAACCAGGUUGAGCGUCUCAUGAUCUAA